Messenger RNA from Rhipicephalus microplus (southern cattle tick), 549 nucleotides. RefSeq names its product neprilysin-1. NCBI's taxonomy places the organism in Eukaryota, Metazoa, Arthropoda, Arachnida, Ixodida, Ixodidae. Gene Ontology annotation, molecular function: metalloendopeptidase activity. The record is from RefSeq and is a predicted model, not a curated record. Gene Ontology annotation, cellular component: plasma membrane. Gene Ontology annotation, biological process: protein processing.
AUGGUUGUGGGCAUGGGCCUACUACUUCCGCCUUUCUUCGGUACAGUCCCGGCCAUUGACUACGCCUCAGCAGGUCACCUGGCCGCUCACGAAAUGAUGCAUGCGUUUGACAUCGCCAACCGGCGUCUAGAUGACAACUACGUGGAAAGAGACUGGUGGACCCCAGUUUCUAAAAUCGAAUAUGAAAAACGCGUCUUGUGCAUUCGAAACUCAUUGGAAGAAGAAUUGGGCGAGGUAGACGAUGUCACAGAUUCUGAAAUGAUGGCGGACUUUAUUGGGCUCUCCGGUCUCUACGACGCCUAUCUUAAGGCGAAGCAAGUGCCCGACGUGUCAUUAGAGCUGCGAGGAAUUCCAGGAGUGACGAGUGACCAGUUGUUCUUCAUCGCGUUCUGCUACAAGUGGUGCUCUAACCUUCGUGCAAGCCAACGCUAUCCGGAUUUUAAUGCAAGGUGCAACAUGCCCUUGAUGAACAUGCAACAGUUUUCGGAGGCCUUCAACUGUAGUGCCACUGCACGAAUGAACCCCCCCGAUAAGUGCGCCUUCUGGUGA